AUGGCCAGAUGGCCCGAUGAACGCGCGCAGGAGCACAAGGUGCAGUCUGGCUGCACAGGGAAGCGGCCACGCACGAAGCGGGUCCUUCUCCGAGACUUCGGACUCUUGGAGGAGGUGGAUGCGGCAGUCGACCGGGCCAAUAGGGACUUGAGGAUUCGCGACGAGGAGCUGCGACUUUAUCAGCCAAAGCGACACAAGAUGCGAAUUGACCUGGCAAGGGCGUGCGCUGCGCCCGAGAGGCAGACCAGGUUGAUCUUGGCACCCUUUGCCAUGGCCUUGGCUCGGGACAACACCUCACGCGUUGUGGACCCCAUCGGCAAGGGCAAGCGCAAAGGGAAAGGCAAAGGGAAGGGGAAGAAAGGCUCCAAGAUGGCGGGGUCCGAAUCAAAACCGGCCCACAUCGCUUGGCGCGUGGACUGGCACUUCGGCGCAUGUGGCCAGGUACUCACAGAUCGGGGCACAGCAGAGCACGAGGUGGUGGGCCGGGCCCUGGAGCGGUUCCUCAACAACUCGUGGACACGGGGUCCCACUCGGCACUUGCUGCUCCCGUAUGCUGAACAAGGGCUGGAGGCUCUCCAGGUAUUUCUGCAGCAGCCACUGCGGGCAAGGACUGAGACCCAAAGCUGGAGGUCCAGGCACGAGAUGAUGGUCGAGGAGGCGGAAGAGACCCCAAGCGAAGGAGAGCCGCCUCCAAAGAGGCCGAACGAGGGCAGCUUCCCACCUCCACCUCCCCCACCGCCGCCUCCACCUCCGCCUCCAAAACCGGCGCGCGUCGAGGAUGCGGAGUCGGAGGAGAGCGAUGAGCCCAGCGAUGAGCCCAGCGAUGAGAGCGAGUCCGAGUCGGCGGCGGAGGAGCCGGAGGAGCGCUAUGAGCCCUACGCCAGGCUUGACUUGGCGCGGACGUUGCGGGAGAACCUGAUGGACAAAGCCAUUGUGGAGUAUCCUGUGCUGCAUGUGGCUCUCCCUCAGGAGGUCAGUCGCUUCCUUCAACCGCCUGCUGGCUGA
Symbiodinium natans is the source of this 1005-nucleotide messenger RNA. Lineage: Eukaryota; Dinophyceae; Suessiales; Symbiodiniaceae. The record is from the annotation of a GenBank genome assembly.